GUAGGAAGGACUGAUUGUGAUUUUGAUAGUUUUGUUGGGGCUUUUUCUUUGAGCAGGAAUAUUUUUCUGAUCUAUGCUCGUAUGAAUACCAAUGACUGCUUUAAAUUGAAACUAGCUCUGUUAGAUUUAGCCUUUUUUUUACACUCCGGGUAACUUGUGCAGGAAUCUGUGUCUGAUAUGAAGCUGUUAUCUUUAGUUCAAGGAAUACCAAUGACUGUUUUAAAUUAAAACUAGGUGUUACAUUAAUCAUUGUUUUCCUCUGGAUAUCUUGUGCAUGACGUCUUUUUGGAAACGCAGUACUGACGUUUGAAGAUCACGUGAUUAACAACCAUAGUUUAGGUUUUCUGUCCGUUCAGAUCUGGAAGGUUAGUUCCUCUUUUGGUUUCUUGUCCAUGGAUUCUGUUUUUCGCAAGCGACCUUUAUCUGGAGAAUUGAACUGAGACUUUUGCGAAAUGAAUGGACUGCUCUUAAUUUUGUACCAGUUCGGACUGUUUGGACGUUUGUGUUAAAUUUUGUUUCGGACAAACAACGUGCAUCUGGACACAGAAUACAAAUGUCGCUGUUUACAGUCUAGAUGCGAUCAUGGGCAGUGUGGAGUCGAGUUGUAUACCAUGUGGUUAAGGUUGGUAUAAAAACAAAGCUACUCACGAUAGAACAAUAAAUACUGGAAUACAACAUCCUACACACACAGUGGGCUACUAGAAAAUUGGUCUUGAUCUUAUUGUUGGAUAACGUAAACUUUUAUUUACUUAAAUUAAGUGUGCGAUUUGGCCACGUGGAGAUUUUUUGAACACGGUAUAGUGUUGAUAUAGUAGGUAUAAUUCCUAGUUGUUUGUUUAUAUACCUACUGUGUAUAUUAUGACUGGUAUCAAGUGAUAGCUUAGAGAGGUAAUUAGGAAGAAACAGAAGAGUUUAUUCAGAUAAGAGUCCGUCAUUAGUGGAUUUUAUACGUGGUCAGACCCAGAUUGUGAAAUGUGAUAGAAGACAUUUGAAGGAACUUCAAGAUGGAUGGCCAGUUUAUCUUACCGUUGAUACUAUUUAUUGGUGUUUUUAUCCAACCAGCAUUCCAAAAACAUUAUUCUGUGAUCAACAAAAACCAAUAUGGUGUCAUUCUUGAUGUGGGAAGCAGCAGCACCAAGGUCAGGAUAUAUCGAUGGUUCAAUGAUGAAGCGAAUCCCACUGACGUUCCAGAAAUUCAUCUGGCCCACAAUAAAAGGAUUAAAGUUAGUUUAGAGGAUCUUGCCCAUGAUGAAGACGAAUUAAAGCGAGAAUUAAUGGAGGCGAUAGAUAUAGCUGUAGAGUAUAUCAAUAAUACAGAGGAUAUAGUAGAUUUUACACAGAUACCUUUGUACGUCAUGUCGACUGCAGGAACCAGGACAUUGACAGGUUAUGAUGCCAGACAUUUUGUGAAGAAUAUCAGAAAGAUAUUGUCCAAUUCUUCCAUCAAUCCGUUUGAUUUUAAAGCUAACAAUAUACAGAUAUUAUCUGGUGAAGAAGAAGGCGUAUAUUCCUGGUUAUCAACUAAUUAUCUUCUUGGUUUCUUUAAUUUUACUGGACCACCUGUUUCACCUGUAGGUAUUUUAGAGAUGGGAGGUGGAUCAACACAAAUAUCGUUCAUACCACAUGAUCCACUGUAUGACGGUGAAUUUCAUCUUUACGUGGCGAAACGACGUUACGAUCUUUACGUUCACAGUUAUCUUAAUUUUGGUCAGAAUUAUAUGAAACAUCGAGUUAAUAAUUGGUUAUUACAUCAUUAUAAUAAUAAACCCCAUAUAUCUGAUCCUUGUAGAUUAGUAGGUGACGACACAAAGGUAAAACGUCACAAUAAAACGAUGAUAUUACAUGGCAGUGGUAAUAUAACACAAUGUCAACAUAUUAUACAAUCAUUUAUAGAGAAAGCUGAAGGUGACGAGUGUAGCCCUAAACCAUGUGCCAUUGGUCAUGUAUAUCAACCACACGUCUCCAAUAUUACGUUCUAUGCAUUCGGAGCAUUUAAAUAUGCACCGAUUAGUCUGAACGCCUUGGAUGAUUCCAAGACGUUAAAUAUAACUCAGCUACAGGAAGCGGCGGAGUUACAAUGUGCUAAGAAUAUAUCUGAGAUAUCUGAGGAGGAGAAACGCUAUGCUUCAGAAUAUUGUUUAAUGGGAGUCUAUCUUUCACUUCUUCUCACAAAAGCUUAUGGUUUUAAUGAAACAACGUCUAAGAUAAUUGUCUCUGAUAGAAUUCACGGAAUGAAAACAGAUUGGACAUUGGGCGUAAUGCUCCAUGAGAUUCUACAGAAACAAGCGAUGGCCACUUCUAAACCUGUGGUCGAAAUACAUUGUCCUAAUUUGGGAAAAAAAGUCCAUAGUUCCGCGUCUACCAAUGCAAAAUUGUCGUGGUUGAACCUAAGUUCCAUCAUGAUUCUUGUUACUGUGAAUAUGUGGUUGUUGGGCAUACUAGAAGAUUCCAGUGGAUGCCGGUUAGUAAGCUUCACGUGACGUGACAGAAGUUGGUUUAAUUGAUAUUAUGUGGGAAUCUGGCGGCUGAAGUAAGAUUAUGUGAAUAAAGAACGCUUCUUUUGAUUUUGCAGCUAUUUAUAGACUACGUUUACAGACUACGUUUACAUAAAACGAUCGUCAUAAAAUUACUUCGCGCAAGCUGGUCAACGAUCACGCGUAGUUAUUAUUCUUUUCAGUCGUGAAGUUUAGACUAUGGAGUGAUAGAGGGUCCAUUAUAGCUCGAUUCAAGAAACUUUUUUCUGUGGAUUGCCUACAUUUCUUAAUAUUAUGGGGACAGAUAGAUGCCUGUGUUCGCGACGGAUUGCUGACACUACUGCAGAACAUUUGUGAACUUACUGAUAUUUCGUUCCGCCUGAAUCCGACAAUUUAAAAACACGAAAAUUUAAGAAAUAUGAAUAGAAAGUGAUGCAAAGCCAUUGGACAAAUAUAUAAAUAUCUCAGAUUAUAUUCACAAAAAUAUAUCCAAGUAACUUGGAGGCAGGCCCGGCAUUCGGGCCAGCGGGGCAGAAAUUGGUAACAUUUUUGAUGGACCAUAAUAUCUGUUUUAGUAAAAUGAUUUAUUAAAAAUGACUAGAAAAGGCUACAUGUACUUUCUUUUAAUGAAACCUAAACUUUCUUGCGUUUAUGAAGGCAGUUUUGAUUGACAUUGAAAAAGUAGAUUAUCCUAGCGCGGGGACCAAAUGGGAGCAGUUGUUCCAAUUGGCUUUAACCGGUCGCAGAGUUGUCACUGACAAAUCCUUGCCCUGUGCCCUGAAACUAAAGCUUUACCCUGUGCCCUAAAAGCAAGCCCUUGCAGUCCCUGACAUCAAUCCGCCGGUUAAUCAUCUUGUAUUCUUUUUGCACUCAGAUUAACUAACUUCUAUCCAACAGUCGGUUGAUUUGUAAAAUCGAUGUCAAUUUAUAACUUCACACAUGUAGUGACGGAUUUCCAUUGAUGGUUGUUGUUGUUAUGUCUCGUGCUUAAUGGAACAGUGGUUGUAUUACUUUUUGUGGUGUUUUUGUCAUUUUGUUAAACAGGUAUGAGUUCAUGUUGUCACUCUCGUUACGAUUUUAUUCAAUAAAAUUAAAACAUUA
Patella vulgata (common limpet) is the source of this 3575-nucleotide messenger RNA. Its product is annotated as ectonucleoside triphosphate diphosphohydrolase 1. Gene Ontology annotation, molecular function: GDP phosphatase activity; UDP phosphatase activity. Lineage: Eukaryota; Metazoa; Mollusca; Gastropoda; Patellidae. The transcript has 8 exons. Gene Ontology annotation, biological process: nucleoside diphosphate catabolic process. Bases 1005 to 2480 code for a protein of 491 amino acids. Gene Ontology annotation, cellular component: membrane. The record is from RefSeq and is a predicted model, not a curated record.